AUGAGAUUGGAGCGGGGGAUAAUAAGUAGUAAAGGCUUAGAGGGUAUAGACAUUGGUCAUAAAGAUAUCAAGGCUUACGUAGUACUAUCCGGUUGUCUUAUGGGCGGGGGCGGGGCAACCUCAUCUCUCGCCACCGUAAGGAUCGGAGGUUUGGCUACCUAUCAAGUUUUGGAAUACACGAUUUCAAGAGGAGCACAAAUGUCUGCGGGGCACAGGUCCAAGGUUGCAGCCAGGGAUGUGGAUGGAGGUCGGAGAGGCGGUGGGAUCUCCAAGGUUGCAUUGAGGACGGAAAUGCGUUCAGGUAGACUUUGA
Molecule: messenger RNA, 312 nt
Organism: Pyricularia pennisetigena
Lineage: Eukaryota; Fungi; Ascomycota; Sordariomycetes; Magnaporthales; Pyriculariaceae
Exons: 2
Coding region: 1-312 (103 amino acids)
Source: RefSeq, a predicted model, not a curated record